This is a messenger RNA of Centropristis striata (black sea bass), 634 nucleotides long. Its product is annotated as protein prune homolog 2-like. The record is from RefSeq and is a predicted model, not a curated record. The transcript has 4 exons. Gene Ontology annotation, molecular function: exopolyphosphatase activity. Lineage: Eukaryota; Metazoa; Chordata; Actinopteri; Perciformes; Serranidae. The coding region runs from base 89 to 634 and encodes 181 amino acids. Gene Ontology annotation, cellular component: cytoplasm.
CACACACAGACACACGCAUCAGCAGCCUUAUUGCCGAAACUUGGUGUAUGGAGAAAUCUGCAGCGACGCCGUAGCGACGCAGGCCGACAUGGAAGAGUAUUUGCGGAGGGUCCAGAGCAGACUCGGGGCGGGUGCAGCAGAGGAUCACGUCCAUGCUGUUUUAGGCGGACCGGAGCCAGAUGUUGACACUGUGGCUGCAACACUGUGCAUAGCACUGCACCUCAGCCAGAAGGAAACGUCAGGUGGUGUGUGUGUGCCGGUGCUCUGUCGCCGACGAAGUGACGAUGUGUUGCCCGGGGAGACUGUGAGGUAUCUGCGGAGGGUGAACAUACGUGAGAGCUUGCUGCUGUGGAAGGAGGAUGUAGACCUUGUGAAGCUUCAUCAGACCGGAAAACUCUCACUUACACUUCUGAGAGAUGGACUGUUGGAUAGCUCUGAGUACCACACCUUGGAGUCCAGCAUCCUGCGAGUGGUCCAUCACGACGGGCAGCAGGACGCAGGGGAUGAUGGGGCACCGUCCGCGGUGACGACAGUCGCCGGGGAGAUUCUUCAAGAGGCAGCAGAGCACAUCGGAGCAGCGCUGGGGGAGACUCUCGGAGGUGAGGGAGGCGCAGGCGCCCCCCAGGGGGAGUAA